AUGGCUGUCCCAAAGGCAAAUGUGCCUCUGGAUGUGAUCGUUGUCGGGGCGGGCAUUGGCGGCAUGGCCGCAGCCCUGACGCUAGGCUUGCGGGGACAUCGAGUCACAGUGCUCGAGGCCGCGCCGAAGCUCAUGGAGGUUGGAGCUGGUAUCCAAGUUUCUCCGAACAUGUUGCGUCUUUUUGACCGUUGGGGUGUCUCAGACUUGAUCCACGCUCAAGAUGUGGCUUUAGAACAUAUCCAUGUACGACGGUGGGAGGAUGGAAGACUCCUCGGUACCAUGCCUGUGAACAAGACGUUUGGCCAACAGGUGGUUAUUCACCGUGCCGACUUGCACAACGCCCUUAUCGAGAAAGCAUUGGCCCUCGAUAAUGUUAAAUUGCGAGAGAAUUGCUUUGUUUCAAGCGUCGAUUUUAGCCCUGCAUCCGUCACACUCGCUGACGGCACCGUCGUUCGCGGGGAUAUUGUCAUCGGCGCCGACGGCAUCAAGUCUACCAUACGUGGCCACCUGUUGGAAGACCCAAAUAUCGAUGCCAUUGCCACUGGAGACGCGGCAUACCGGAUCAUGCUACCCCGCAGCAUCAUGGAGAAAGACUCAGAGCUGAAGAAGCUUAUCGACGAGCCCCAAGCGACUCGCUGGCUGGGCCCUGCGCGCCACAUAAUCGCUUACCCGGUACGCAGUCAUGAGUUGUACAACGUCGUUUUGCUUCACCCAGACCGGCAAGAGGUUGAGGAGUCGUGGACCACAAAGGGCUCGAAGCAAGCAAUGGUCGAUCACUACACAGGGUGGGAUCCUAUUGUCCGAAAGCUUAUCGACCUAGUUGUGGAAGACGAGGUUCUCGAAUGGAAGCUGUGUCUCCAUCGGCCACUACGAACUUGGAUCCGGGGUUCAGUCGCGCUGAUUGGCGACGCGUGCCAUCCGAUGCUGCCCUAUGUCGCACAAGGAGCGGCCCAAGCCGUCGAAGAUGCAGCUGCGCUGGGCGUCCUAUUGUCCAAUAUCACGUCGCGACAUGAGAUCCCGAGCGCCUUGCAGGUGUAUGAGAAAACCAGAAAACAACGCGCAGAGACUGUGCAGCAGUCUGGCACUGAGAACCGAGUCGCACUGCAUCUGGCCGAUGGACCCGCGCAGCUCGUCCGUGACGAACAGUUCCUGGCAUCAGCAAACGGAUCCAACCCGGACAAAUGGAAUGAUCGCGAGACGCAGAACUUUCUCUGGGGGUGGGAUGCCGAGAAGGUGGCACUGGAUGCCUGGAACGAGUUGGUAAAGGGUGAAAAGAUGAACGCCAGCUUGUAA
Messenger RNA from Penicillium cosmopolitanum, 1293 nucleotides. RefSeq names its product putative salicylate hydroxylase. Bases 1 to 1293 code for a protein of 430 amino acids. Gene Ontology annotation, biological process: secondary metabolite biosynthetic process. The record is from RefSeq and is a predicted model, not a curated record. The transcript has 7 exons. Lineage: Eukaryota; Fungi; Ascomycota; Eurotiomycetes; Eurotiales; Aspergillaceae. Gene Ontology annotation, molecular function: FAD binding; monooxygenase activity.